AUGCCUCGGAUCGCAGGUGUAGCUUGACCGUGUCUGUGUGGCACUGCCCUCUCUUGCAGUCCUGGCUUCGGUGGGCUCCAGCCCCACAAAAUGAUUGUUGCCCGCGCCCUGUGUAUUCAAAUCCACACGUCCGCUUGCAGGUCUGUGCCGCUUGAUCCUCUUCUUUCUUCCCCGGGCUGUCAUGUCACAAGCCGGAGGAGAGCGGCGGACUCAGAGGCGUCGUCUCGAUGUCCACGUCCGGUGGUGGUCGUGAUGCUUGUUGAUGCGGCGCUGGUGGCUCACAAGGCGCGCUUGAUCGGAGCGAUGACAUUGACAAUCUAGACCACCGGGCAUUCCUCACUAUGACAGUAAAACGAAGGAUAAAAACACGGCCAAAGCGGAGAAUUCCCGCAUUUUUCAUUGAACGCUUGCUUCCUCUGCAGAAUUGGAUGAACAACAGCCUCUCGCCUCGAUAAAUCAGCGGGUGAAAAACAAUUGUUCAAGAAGAGAGAAAUGAUAUAGCCUACCACAGUUAUAGCCAAUCAGACAAUCGAAUGUAUCGAAUUGUCGCUGCAUGGCUUGAUAAACUCAACGUGCAGACACAUUACGGAUGCUGUCUUGUCUCCUCUUUUCUCCGAAAGCAAUGCGUUCUCUGGCGCUGUUCAGCUGCCCUGGUGCUGAUGACGAUGAGUGAACCAAUGACGCGCAGAGUGAGACUGAGCGCGUGGUAGUGCCGGGAGCCCAUUAUUUGUCAGUAACGGUCUGUACAUUUCCUCAAAAGCUUGAAUGGCUAUAGCUUAUGCCUGACCAAUUGAUGGUUUCAUUUUUUAUGAGCGACAUACUCACAUCAAUCAUGCAAUGGCAGGCUAUUGUCUACUCUAGCCCCAUUCUUUGAAGGCAGCACAAUUGAUAAGAUUAGGCUAUAAUUGUAUCAUAUAAUUUUAGGGCAAAUUAAAAUCGAUUUUUGCAGGAGAGCUUGAUAUUCUUCAAAAACAAAUAGCACUUUUCUGAUUAAAGGCCUUAAACAAGUUAUACCCUUCAUGAAUAGCCUACUAAUCUUUGUUUGACAUGAUGAUGAACCACUGUCGAGUUCCUUACAUCAAUAAAUCUAGGCGUGGCAUUCUGAGCAGACAAGACUGCCCAUUUUCCGCUAAUAAUGACAAAUGGGAGGUUCUACAGUUGAGUCGCGACAUUUGACAUGACAUUUCAGUUUAUGGGAUUGGCCCUGCUAGUGAAUCUGAUGUAGACGGUAAUAGCAAAGCACCUCCCCUUAUUGGAACGCUGGAACUUUACUGUCAUCCUUCAGUGAUCUCUUUGCCAUAGAGUUGGUAAAAGAUCACUCAUGCCUUCAAGUAUAAUUAAAUAAUUUGACCAUGAUUAUGAUGAAACCACAAGUUGUGUUUGAACUUGGAGGAACUGGUGUAGGGAAAGGAACCCAGUGUGCCAAAAUUGUGGAGGUAUGUGAACAUUUGAAAUUCGGUCAGGAUGGAGAUAUUUUAUAUUUUAAGUCAUAUGUAGGUGUCUUCCUGACAGGACUGGAACUCUGUAACACCUACAGUUUAUAACAGUUUAUAACCCUGGGAGCCAAUAGGGCUUUCCCAUGGGGGUUUCUGUUCUACACUGACCUGGGUUGACCUGGGCUGGAAUGAGACAUAAAUGUAGACAUGUCGACAUUGGAGUUCAAAGGGAAUAAGCACUCACAUAAACACCAGUCAUAUCGGUCAUACACAGUCCCUCCCUUUUUUUGACAUCCAACAGAGGAUAACCUAGUUUGACCCAAGUCACAGUGCAGGUCUUAACUAUUCCCUGCAUUCCAAUGCCCUCCUUCCUGAAACAAUUCAUAGCUUUGACUUGUGUUUUCCUUUUUACUGAGGUCUUCCCUUGUUCAUGUAUUCCAGGCUUAUGGCUACACUCACCUGUCUGCAGGCGACCUCUUGCGGGCCGAGAGGGGUCAGGAGGGCUCUGAAUAUGGACAGCUGAUCGACAGCAACAUCAAGGAUGGGAAGAUUGUUCCUGUGGAGAUCACAAUCAACUUACUGAGGAAGGUACCUCAUCAUGUGAUGUUUGCUAUUCAUUUGUUUGCACUUAAUUGAGUAAACCCUGUCUUAUUGUUUUUUCCUUUUUUCCAUUUGCUCCUGGGCUGAGUAGAAAGUCUUGACGAGGCAUUCUUUUAGAAGGAAUUGAGUGACAUCUACAUACAGUCAUCAGAUCCUGUUUGUACCCUCCCAACUCCCCUGCCCCCGUCCCUCUCCCAGGCGAUGGAGGAGACGAUGCAGCUGGACCAGUCAAAGUUCCGCUUCCUAAUUGAUGGCUUUCUGUGUAACCAAGACAACCUCCAGGGCUGGACCCAUGUCAUGGAGGGGAAGGCUGACAUCCAAUUCGUUCUCUUCUUUGACUGCAGCAAUCAGGUGGGAGGCAACUAACUACAGCUCUUUGAAUAGCAGGGAAAGAGCAGUGUGAUCUGUGAUCUCUGAUACGUUUCUUCUAAACGCAACUGUGCAUAUGAAAUGACCUGACCCAAGACAAAGUGGUCAGUCUCUAUUGUGUAUGUGGUAAAGUGAAUGGUAAAGUGAGCAAGGUUGCCUGUGUGUGUGUGUGUGUGUGUGUGUGUGUACAGGUAUGUUUUGACAGGUGUCUGGAGAGAGGGAAGAGCAGUGGAUGCUCAAACGACAACAGAGGGAGUCUAGAGAAGCGGUAG
Molecule: messenger RNA, 2677 nt
Organism: Coregonus sp. 'balchen'
Lineage: Eukaryota; Metazoa; Chordata; Actinopteri; Salmoniformes; Salmonidae
Source: the annotation of a GenBank genome assembly